This is a messenger RNA of Macrobrachium nipponense, 5859 nucleotides long. RefSeq names its product protein sax-3-like. The record is from RefSeq and is a predicted model, not a curated record. Lineage: Eukaryota; Metazoa; Arthropoda; Malacostraca; Decapoda; Palaemonidae. Gene Ontology annotation, biological process: cell-cell adhesion. Bases 569 to 5218 code for a protein of 1549 amino acids. The transcript has 24 exons. Gene Ontology annotation, molecular function: protein binding.
CUGAUGUGGGAGGUAUCUCUCGGCCGACCUUCAGUGCGUGUUCCAACGUGGCGGCUAGCGGUUCGUUCAGACUCUCCGGGUCAUGAUGGAAAGCGCUUGAAAAACUUUUCUUCCGCCUCUCUGGAAAGCCUCCAUGUAAAAAUCUCUUGCACGAGGUCCUCGUAGAAGCCGCCGAAAAUGACAUUCUCCCCCAAUAAAACGUUUUUUGCAAUUAUAAGAUUUUCAUGGUACGGGAAGUUACGGCGCCAAACUUGGUAAGUUCCUACGAGGUAGAAGAGAACAAUGAGCAUCAGAUAACGAUGUGACUCUCACAAUCUCUCUAGAGAUUGAGUGAUAAAUGAAUGGACGCUGAACGAGCUCUAUUCAGACGGGAAAUACCAUAAAGUGAUAUUCAAAAUGUCAUGAGAAAAAAGUCGAAAAGAACUUGGAACUGUUACUUUUUUAACUCGAGUGAGGGGAUAACUUAUGCAAAAAUAUGACAUCGGUGAAGAUGAACCAAGAAAUCGAAGAGGACGCGGGAAAGAUGAGAGACUAAGGCAAAAAAGACAACAACUUUGAAAAUAGAACGAUGAGAGGAAAUAGUUCCCUCGGAGGCAAAACUUUUGUUUACUCAAGGACUGAUUUUUUUGUUUGCAUAUUUUCCAUUCUCUUGUGGAUUACACCUGCUGCUCGAUCUGCCGCCAAAGAUGGUUCGCCAAGGAUUGUGGAGCAUCCAGCAUCUUUAGUCGUUGCUCGAGGGGAUCCAGCAACGCUGAACUGCGCAGCGCAAGGGAAUCCGCAUCCCAAGAUCACCUGGUUCAGAGACGGCGUCAAAGUGACCACAUCUGAGCAGGACCCUCACUCCCACCGCGUCCUGUUUUCGUCGGGUUCUCUCUUCUUCCUGGCCAUCAAACAGGGGAAGAAAGAGAGCGACGCCGGUGUCUACACCUGCCUUGCUACCAACGACAUCGGCACGGCCAGGUCGAAGAAUGCAACCCUCACCAUAGCAGUCCUUCGUGAGGAGUUUCGGGUGCUGCCUAUGAGCGUGUCGGCAGCAUCUGGGGAGAGAGCGGAGAUCCUAUGUGUCCCUCCAAAAGGUCAUCCCACCCCUGAGCUGACCUGGUCCAGGAAUGGUCACGAGAUUGACCUGAAGGAGGAGCCCCACAGGGUCCAGGUGCUUGAAUCAGGCACCCUCGUAAUCAAAGAGGUGUUGCAAACUGACGAAGGGGAAUAUGUUUGUCAUGCCACCAACCCCGCCGGCAGGAGGAGUUCCCCUCCCGCUAUUUUGAAUGUGAUAGUUUCUCCCUUCUGGGUAAAGGCCCCCAGAGACGUCAUCGGCGUGGCAGGCGGAGAGACGGAGAUAAGCUGUCGAGCAGGGGGAGACCCGCCCCCUGUUGUGACAUGGCGUCGCGUGGGGGGCCACAUUUCCGUCGGUCGCAUGCGUAUAGUUCGAGACAGAGGUCUGCUCGUGUCUCACCUGCGGCCGUCUGAUUCUGGCACCUACGUCUGCAACGCCGCCAACAGGGCAGCUUCCAUCAAUGCCAAUGCUUCUCUCACUGUCUAUAGUGCGCCACUUGUCCAGGAGAUACAAGGAGACGUGGAGGUGGAGGAAGGAGCGCCCUUGCAGCUCUCCUGCGCCGUGCAGGGAUUCCCGGUGCCUCUGGUGUACUGGUCGCGGGAGGGCUCCCAGAAGCUCCUCCCCGCCACCCGCGAGUUCGUAGAGCUCUCCUCGGCGGGGCAGACAGACGAGGACGAGGGUCUCAUGGGCGUCAAGAUCAUCCUCGCCGUGCCCAAAGUGACCAAGUAUCACUCGGGGCGUUACAUCUGCGGUGGGGUCAACAGCGCGGGCGGGGUCAUGACCCCCGUAUUGGUCAGGAUCCGCUCGCAUAGCCUGCUGCCUCCGCCUAUCAUCUCUGUGCCUCCGGCCAAUCAGACCCUCCCACUCGGAGGUCAAGCUGAUCUGACUUGCCGGGUAUGGGGGUCACCAGCUCCCACUGUGACCUGGCGUCACAGAGGUCGGCUGGUGACCUCUACCACAAGAAGACAUUUGCUGCCUGAUAACACGCUUAGCAUACACGAGCUUGUGACAGAAGACGGAGGAGAAUAUGCGUGUCUAGCGUCAUCCACAAGGGGAGUGACGGAGGCCAGAGCGUAUUUGAACAUAUCUUCCCCAAAUGAUCCCGCCGUAGUAUUUCACGAGGCGCCCGACCCCGACUCCGCCCCGGGGCCCCCUCCUACACCAAAUGUUAUAGGCACUAACGCAACGGCUGCUCUGUUGGAGUGGGAUAUCCCAGCAAAGCAAGGGGCUUCUCCAGUGCACGGGUACGUCGUGGAAUACUACAGUAACCUGGACUCAGCCUGGAAAGUGGGGGCACCUUACACUACCCACACGAAGUUCACCUUAUCGCCUGUGAACCCGUCUCUCACCUACGGAGUGACGGUGCGCGCGCAGAAUAACCACGGCGUCUCGGAACCCUCAGGAAUUGCAGAGGUCGGGGGAGAUGGCGGUAAGGACGGCGUUGGAAUAGAAGACUCGGAGUUGAAAAACGCCAGAGUCGUCCUUCAGGAGGCUGUAUUGACCGGGCCGGCUUCUGCUAAGAUCCUAUGGCAGAUGACUGAGGAAGUCAGCUCCGUGGAGGGAUUCUACAUCCGCCUCCAUCACAUGUCAAGAGACGAAUACCUCACAGAUGCCCCUGCAUACAACGGUAGACCGCACGUCAAAGGCUCCGUAGGGAACUUCACGGUGGUAACGGUCGUGAACGCUGGCGGGGGCGCCUCCUCCUACGUCCUCCACGGCCUCUACCACUUCCGUUCGUAUACAGUUUUCCUCGUCCCUUUCUACAAGACUUACGAAGGAGCUCCUUCCAAUAGCAGGACUUUUCUCACGUCGGAAGCUGUACCUUCGGCGCCUCCGCAGGACGUCCGGAUGCAACUCACGAACGUCACCACGGCGUCUGUGUUUUGGUAUCCGCCUCCGCCUUUGCACCGAAACGGCCAUAUCACUUCGUACCAGGUGGACAUUGUCUCGGUGGAUGGCGAAGUCUUUCUUUCAAGGACGGUCAACGGGUCAACGACGACCCUCAAAGUCCACAACCUGACCUUGGGCAUUUCCUACCACCUCAGCAUAGCCGCCUCUACCAAAGCGGGUCGCGGGCCAUUCACAAGGCCCGUCUCUCUGCAUGUCGACCCGGUCCUUCUGCAUCCUUUGGCUAAAUCAGGACCUUCCUUGGUGAGCCUCGACGGAGACGUGUGGGUCAUAGGGAUGAUAGGGGCGGCCGUGUUCUGCCUCCUGCUGGUGUCCAUCGCAACUUUACUCAUCUGGAGGAGGCAUGCCAGGAAUAAGGCCCUCGGUCACGUGGGAGUAUCUGUGCACAAGAUGGAUAACCUGAGCGUUGGAGAUGGCAGUUUAUGGCAGGACUACGGGGGAUGGCAGUUAGAGAAAGUCUGUGGGGCCUCUUUGCCUGAUGUUAAGGUGAUGAACACCACAGGAAGCGUUCUAGAGUGUGAUGGUUCAGCCCCUAGGAACCUCGUCACCUUCUACAGGGGCACGGCGAGCACCGAGGGUCCUUAUGCCACAACAGCACUGCUGGGCCCUCAUUCUCUUCCUCACCAGUCAGGAAAAGCCCACAAAGAGAGUCACCGUUCGAGCGAUGUCAUGUCGGAGCAACACACGCUGGUGGACGCAAAGAAGGCCACGGAGAGGAACUACAAUACAGACGGGAACAGGACUUUAAGACGUAUGAAAGGAUCUCGUCCCAUGAUUCCAGCUCCUCCGUUGCCAUGUCAUCCUCCUCCAGGGGUACCGACCGACAGUCGAAGUCUCACGCCAUGUUACUGUUCGGGAUCGCGCGCCAGCCACAUGACCGAAUCUCCUUACUCAGAGGCCCACUACACGCCCACUCUGUGUGCACGCCCAUGUUACCACACACGGCCAGAGCACCACCAUCCCCACGCCCCCCAUAGCAUAUGUCCUUCCUCGCACGUUUAUGCCUCUACGACGCCCCUCUCUCCUUAUCAGGAGAGCAAUCCUUCGAGAUCGUCCUUAGCAUCUGGCGGCGCAGGAGUGUGGCAGCAGAGGCUGAGCAGCGGUUCCGCCGUGUACGAAUCCGCCUCCGUCCAGUACGCCCCAGCGGGAUACUACCUCCCCUCCUCUAUGGCCUCCUCCUUCACGUCGACCAAUUCGGACGCGGCUUCGGCCUCAGGUGUGUCCGUUGGGUGUGGGGUCGAGAGGGUAGUGGAGAGAGCUGUGCAGAGCUCACUCCCAUCUCUAACUUACCAGGCUAUAAAAGCUCUAGGAGAGGAUAUAGAAGCUUUUAGGAAUUUGCAACAACUUAUCGCAGACCAAGAGAGCAACAGGGCCAUGCACAUAUCCAGUAACCACAAGACCUCGCCCACACCACAAGGAGGUCCCGCUACAGCAGGAGGGGUUGUGGGGACGAGAGCCACCACCUCAUCUUCAACGCCAUCAACAAUGCACAGCAACCUUUCCUCUAACAACAACAACAACAACAACCUGCAGCAGCAACAGCAGAAACUCUCAGCAGGAGGUAAACACGAACUCGCCAACAAACACGAAACCAAACAGAACUCGAUGGCGACACCCGACCACCUCAACCACUCGAUAAAAGCAUCCCAGACACGGGACGGUGGGGGAGGAGGGUCCAUCCUCCACUCGCUCGGGGGGUCCCUGCCCCUGCCCCCGAUAGAUAUCGAAGUUGCACCUCUGGGCGAAGGGGAGAGUGACUGCCAGGACGAGGAAGAAGAGGAAGAAGAAGACGGCGAGUGCUCUGGUUGUUCGUGUACGUGUUCCGAGGCCGAGUCCUCGGUGUACGCCGAGACAGACUUUGCCGAUGAAGUUCGAGCCACUCUCCAGGAGACAAGUCCCACCACCGCUGGCAGAGGGGAAGGAGGAAGAGGGGACAGAAAGGGCGACGCCCUGCAAGUGGGAGUCCGUCGCCAUCGGCACAAGAGACGCCCACCUUCGACGUACAGCGUGAAAAGUAACUACAUCAAUUUACCCACCUCUCCUCAGUGCACAGACUCUCUGAUCAGUCCAUCCCGCCCAUCCGAUCCAAGAGCGAACCACACCAAUAACCAGCUGACACCCACUCCAGCAGAGAAGACGAUUACCACCCACAACGCCCACAGCGCCCACAACAAUCCCCUGGCAGUCAACCACCAGCACAGCAGCAACCCUCCCCAAAACGACAAAUUCAUUGUCGCAUCCAAUGUUCUCUAACUGAAAGGAAGGAGGGAGGAGGAGGACUCUCCUCCGCCAACUUUCGCCGGCUCCUAUUCAACAGAACUUCACUACUGACUUGGCAGCGGAACGUAUUAAGAAAGCUGCUGGCUAAUUAGAGUGCAGGUGAUCUCCGGCCAGGAGUUACCUGAUAUUCUUUUUCUCCUCCACCUCUCUUCCCUUUUCUUUUCGUCUCGCUUUUCCUCCUCCUCCUCCUCCUCCUCGAGAACCCGAAUCGGAGUUCAGAAGAUUUUGAUUAGAGCCUGCGUGAAUAAAGGUUUGUUCAGCACGAGGAAAAGAAAUGUGGGAGACUUGGAAGGGAGAUUCUUCAAUGCAGCCUUAGCAUUCCUCAUUGCGAAAAAAAGACCCAACAAGGAAUCGUAUCUAAAAAUCUGAAAACGUAAUCAUGUGAGAAAUUCAAUUUACGUUUUAAAAAAAAGUAAGAGACAAUGAUGCUUUUAUGAAAAUGAAAGCGGAUACUCUUAAGACGAAUUAACAAUUUAUGCGACGAUGGAACAGGUGGAAGAAAGAUUACGACAAAGUUGAUGUUCAUAAAUACACUCCUUUACUUUGUUAAGCAUAACUAAAACAGGGAUGUCGAAAUAUAAUUGUAGAAAAAUUUUUAUAUAAUAUGUAUAUAC